Molecule: messenger RNA, 798 nt
Organism: Cynocephalus volans (Philippine flying lemur)
Lineage: Eukaryota; Metazoa; Chordata; Mammalia; Dermoptera; Cynocephalidae
Gene: OLAH
Product: oleoyl-ACP hydrolase
Exons: 7
Coding region: 1-798 (265 amino acids)
Biological process (GO): lipid biosynthetic process
Source: RefSeq, a predicted model, not a curated record
AUGGACAGAGGAGACCGAGCUGGGAGAACCAGGAAUGAAAAAGUUUUGAACUGCUUAUACCAAAAGCCUGAUGCUGUUUUUAAGCUGAUUUGCUUUCCCUGGGCAGGAAGUGGCUCCAUUUAUUUUGCCAAAUGGGGCCAAAAGAUUCAUGAUUCACUGGAAGUGCACUCCAUAAGACUUGCUGGAAGAGAAAGUCGGUUAGAAGAACCUUUUGCAAAUGACAUCUACCAGAUAGCUGAUGAAAUUGCUUGUGUUCUGCUGCCGGUCAUCCAGGAUAAACCAUUUGCAUUUUUUGGACACAGUAUGGGAUCCUAUAUUGCUUUUAUGACUGCACUACACCUAAAAGAGAAACAUAAGCUAGAACCAAUACAUUUCUUUGUGUCAAGUACAACUCCUCCCCAUUCAAAGGCCCGGCUUCCUGUUCCCAAACACGAUGAAUUAUCAGAAGAACAAAUUGGUCAUCGCCUUAUGGAAUUUGGAGGCACCCCCAAGAAUUUUGUUGAUGACAAGGAACUUUUACGACAAUAUAUUCCCACACUCAUGGCAGAUGUGCAAAUAAUUGGUAAUUACACCUUUGAUGCACCAUCUGAGGCCGUUCUUUCUUGUGACUUAACAUGCUUUCUUGGAUCUAACGACAUAGCCAAGGAUAUGGAAGCCUGGAACGAUGUAACCAGUGGAAGAUUUAAUAUUCGUGUGCUUCCAGGAGAUCACUUUUAUCUCAUGGAACCUGAAAACGAGAAGUUUGUCAAGAACUACAUAACCAAGUGUCUAGAAAUAUCAUUGCUUACUGAUUUUUAG